Messenger RNA from Colletotrichum siamense, 933 nucleotides. Its product is annotated as putative histidinol-phosphatase. Gene Ontology annotation, cellular component: cytoplasm. The record is from RefSeq and is a predicted model, not a curated record. Gene Ontology annotation, molecular function: histidinol-phosphatase activity. NCBI's taxonomy places the organism in Eukaryota, Fungi, Ascomycota, Sordariomycetes, Glomerellales, Glomerellaceae. The transcript is spliced from 2 exons. The coding region runs from base 1 to 933 and encodes 310 amino acids. Gene Ontology annotation, biological process: L-histidine biosynthetic process.
AUGGCGUUCACGAUGCACUCCCACUCGGGGCAGUUCUGCCCCGGCCACGCCAAGGACCAGCUCGAGUCCAUCAUUCAGCACGCCAUCAGCAUCGGCUACAAGACCAUGGGCCUGACGGAGCACAUGCCGCGCCUCGAGACGGCGGACCUCUACCCGGAGGAGCUCGAGGAGGGCGACCCGGCCGCGGCGCUCGCGGUCCUCGCCCCUCGCCACGACGCCUACCUUGCCGAGGCGCAGCGCCUGCGCGAGAAGUACGCGGGGCAGAUCGACCUGCUCAUCGGCUUCGAGGGCGAGUGGUACCGCCCCGCGUACGGGCCUUUUAUCAGGUCGCUCGCGGCGCACCCGGCGGUGGAUUAUUUCAUUGGCUCGCUGCACCACGUCAACGCGGUGCCGAUCGACUACUCGCGCGAGAUGUACGUCGACGCGAUGAACACGGCCGGCGGGUGCGAGGAGCGCAUGUACGAGCGGUACUACGACCAGCAGCACGAGAUGCUCACGGCGCUGGAGCCCAAGGUGGUCGGCCACUUCGACCUGAUCCGCCUGAUGAGCGAGGACCCCGCGCGGGAUGUGAGGAAGUGGAAGGGCGUGUGGGAGAGGGUUGUGAGGAAUCUGGAGGUGGUGAAGGGGUACGGGGGCCUGUUGGAGUGUAACAGCAGCGCGUUGAGGAAGGGUCUUGCGGAGCCGUAUCCUUGUCGAAUCAUUGCUGAGAAAUGGCUCGAGAUGGGGGGUGAGUUCACGUUCUCUGACGACAGCCACGGCAUCGCCCAGGUCGCGACGAAUUACAAGCGCAACCUGGACUAUCUCGAGAGUCUUGGUGUCAAGGAGGUGUUCACGUUUGAGAGGGGGCCGGUAGAGGGUGUCAACGGGCAUGCGAAGUCGACGUUGCGAAGGAAAGCCGUGGCGUUGGGUGUGUUCCGAGAGAACUUCAACUAG